Messenger RNA from Haliotis rubra (blacklip abalone), 831 nucleotides. Its product is annotated as galactoside alpha-(1,2)-fucosyltransferase 1-like. Gene Ontology annotation, biological process: carbohydrate metabolic process. Lineage: Eukaryota; Metazoa; Mollusca; Gastropoda; Lepetellida; Haliotidae. Gene Ontology annotation, cellular component: membrane. The record is from RefSeq and is a predicted model, not a curated record. Gene Ontology annotation, molecular function: galactoside 2-alpha-L-fucosyltransferase activity.
AUGUUUUCAAAAUGGCGACUAAAGAGUGCCCAAGAUGAUCUUCUCACGAUCCCAGGAAGGGGGCGUUUUGGUAACGCCAUGUUUCAAUACGCAUCGCUUCUAGGGAUCGCCUGCCGCAAUGGCAAGCGUCCAGUCAUCUCCAGCAAGACGCCACUCCUGAAACUGUUCAACAUCUCCUUCACCGAUGACGCCGACACACAUCGGUGGAAAGCCAUCAGAGAAAGGCAAUAUGCUGGCUACGACGACCAGUUUGAAGACCUACCUAAAGGAAACUGAAAAUACUCAGUUUUUUUCCAGUCCUGGAAAUAUUUCGAGCCAAUCAAAUCUCAGAUUCGAAAGGAAUUCAAGCCAAACGGCAUCUUUGCCAGACUGGCAACCAACUCCUUCAAACAAUACACUACUCCAUUUCCCAAUCGAACUACCGUUGCUUUACAUGUCCGGAGGACAGACAUCAACCAAGCAUGGUAUCGAAAACGAGGCUAUACAGCGGCUCCCCUGUCCUACAUCCGGAAGGCAGUUGCGCACAUGAGGUUAAAGUUCAUCAACCCGGUGUUUCUUGUAGCAACAGAUGACGAGGGCUGGUGCUCUGAACACCUAACUGCUCAAGACAUUGUGAUCAUGCACAACAUGAAUGAAUACGUUGAUUUCGCUGCUAUGACAAUGUGCGAUCACAUGAUAAUGACGGUGGGAACCUUUGGGUGGUGGGCAGCCUGGCUUAUCAAUGGCUAUACCGUGUAUUACAACGGCUACCCGUUAGCUGGAACGGCCAUAAGCAAAGGUUUUGAGAAAGGUGACUUUUACAUGCCUCAUUGGGUUCCAAUGGGUAAUUAA